Colius striatus (speckled mousebird) is the source of this 2702-nucleotide messenger RNA. RefSeq names its product magnesium transporter MRS2 (gene MRS2). Gene Ontology annotation, molecular function: magnesium ion transmembrane transporter activity. Gene Ontology annotation, cellular component: mitochondrial inner membrane. Lineage: Eukaryota; Metazoa; Chordata; Aves; Coliiformes; Coliidae. The transcript has 11 exons. Gene Ontology annotation, biological process: mitochondrial magnesium ion transmembrane transport. The coding region runs from base 1 to 1293 and encodes 430 amino acids. The record is from RefSeq and is a predicted model, not a curated record.
AUGCUGCGGCUGCUGCCCCGCGCCCUGGGCCGCCGCGCCGGGGCCCCGCGGGGCUGCGGCUGCCGCUGCCGGGCGGGCGCCGGGGCCGCGCUGCCGGCCGCCCUGGGGCCGCCGUGGCUGCCGUGCGCCCGGGCGCUGCGCUGGGCGGCAGGGAGGCUUUAUGGACAUGCCACAACGGAGACCUCCCAAGCCACCCUGGCCAGCGUGUCGCCUGUUUUCGCAGUGAUGAAGCUGGACAAAGAGGGAAACGCUACCUAUUUUGAAAAGAAGAAGACAGAACUGUACCAGGAACUGGGGCUCCAAGCUCGAGAUCUAAGGUUUCAACACCUAAUGAGCAUUGCAACUAGGAACAACAGGAUCAUCAUGAGAAUGGAGUUCUUGAAGGCUGUCAUAACACCAGAGUUUCUUCUGAUACUAGAUUAUCGUAAUUUAAAUCUGGAGCACUGGCUGGGCAAUGAACUGGCAUCUCAGCUGGCUGGGGAAGGGCAGCUGGUCACAUACUCCCUGCCCUUUGAGUUCCGGGCCAUAGAAGCAAUCCUGCAGUACCGGAUCAGCAAACUGCAGGGGAGACUUAACACUUUGCAGCCUCAGAUCCUUGAGACACUGGAAGCUCUAGUGGACCCCAAGCUUUUUUCUGUGGAUAGGAGUAAACUACACGUUCUCCUGCAAAAUGGCAAGAGCUUGUCAGAACUGGAAACAGAUCUUAAAGUUUUCAAAGAAACAAUUCUGGAGAUCUUAGAUGAAGAAGAAUUAAUAGAAGAGCUCUGUCUAUCUAAAUGGACUGAUCCACAAGUAUUUGAGGAGAGUACAUCAGGGAUUGACCACGCAGAGGAGAUGGAGCUGCUGCUGGAGAACUAUUACAGACAAGCAGAAGACCUUGCAAACGAAGCCCGUGAGCUGAGAGUACUGAUUGACGACUCGGAAAGCAUCAUCUUUAUCAACCUGGACAGCCACCGGAAUGUGAUGAUGAGACUGAACUUGCAGCUGACUAUGGGGACUUUCUCUCUCUCUCUCUUUGGACUCAUAGGAGUUGCAUUUGGUAUGAACCUGGAGUCAUCUCUUGAAGAGGACCCCAGAAUCUUUUGGCUGGUGACAGGGAUCAUGUUCCUGGGCAGUGGCCUGAUGUGGCGGCGUUUGCUUUCCUUCCUCGGGCGGCACCUGGAGCCUGCGCUGCCUCCUCACGUUCCUGCAGUUUUGAAAAAAUCCCAACCAGCAGCUGGAAGAGUGGAGAUAAAGAACAGCCUUAAAGCAGAAACAUUUGGGCUCAGCAGAAACACCUUAACAAACCAAUAGGAACAGCAGGAAUGAAGGGACUUUCAUAUUGUUACAGGGUGGACUUGGGGCACUGCCCUUGAUUUGUCCUUCGUUACUGAAAACUGCAAAACUUUCCCAACUGGCUAGCUUAAUAUGUAUUUUGUGCCGAAAACCUAGGGUGAGAUGGUAAUGCCCACACACCAAAGGAGAGAAACAGAAGGGAAAACAGCAACCUGCUUGCCACAGGAGUCUCACCUCUACCCCACGGAUAGUCCUUUUGUUUCCUGGAUCACGUACAUGUCCUUAUUUUGGGGGUGUUCCCAUCUCAAGUGUUUCUGUCAAGUAGUUCUUCACAUAAUGGCCUUUCUUGAAGAGAACAGUAUUUGCAGCUUAGAGGAUGACAGCAGUCAGCAUUCAUCAGUAAUUCUGUAAUUCCUAAAUUCGGUAAUUCAGUAAUUCCUAAAGCUGCACCUUUAGGAACCCGACUUUGAAUGCCAAAGAAAAAUCCACCCCAAAAGUGAUCUUUUUAGUGAGUUUUUUAAAGCCCCAUUUAAUUGCUGAGAACAGAUUUCCCAAAGCAAAAAGCAUACUCUCUGAGCUCUGAGGGUGUAGUUCUCCCCUCAUUUCACAGGGUGUAGAGGGAGCACAAAAUCCUUCUAAAUCAGGUCACAGGCUCUUGGUUUGGGGUUUUUUAACCUCACUGUACAGUGAGUAGCUCCUUAGGUGCCACCAGAUCCCUCACUGUGCUGGCAGGGGUUCAGAUACAAGAGAAAUGAGAAGGGGAGAAUAUUAAUGGGGGUUUGUAAUAUUUUGGAAUGUUUUUGCUGCAUUUUUUGGCAGCCUCUUUGCUUAGCAGGUAGAGAUGUAAGAAAACCUCUGAAUGGAGGCAUCCAGUGGAAAAAAAGCCCCAGUGGCUGACAUACCUUUGCUCAUAAAGCCCAGGUAAGCCCAAUGUGGGAAGGGACGUGGCUGCUGAUGUUUUCAACCAAGUUGUAGUUGCAUGAGGCCAGGACUGAAAUGUGUUGGUGCAGCUGUUUGGGAAACUUUCACCUCAGCUUUCCAAGCUCUGCCUUUAGUGCAGAGAGGCUUCUGUGAACUGUACUGACUCCUGUACAUAAAAAAAGACUUGAAGCACAAUAAAAGCACUGAAAGACACAUCUGUGACAAGGCUGCCUUUCCAUAGACACACUAGUUAAAACUCACAUAAUCCAAAUGCAUUCCCAUGCAAUCAGACUACACUGAGAUCAUCCAGAGAAUACAAACCAAAGCCAGUGGGGGGAUGUAUGUUCAGAAUAGCAUUGCCACAGAAUGUACUGGUUUCAUCCAUUUUCAUUUCAAAAGGAAAACUUCUGAUUCUGCCCUCACAAACACCCUGCUCAGUUUGCGUCACAACACAUCUGAGAGGUAAGUACAGUGCUCGUGCUUCCAGCCAAUUCCUUCCUUCAGAA